Salvelinus sp. IW2-2015 is the source of this 2321-nucleotide messenger RNA. Its product is annotated as transmembrane protein 275-like. The record is from RefSeq and is a predicted model, not a curated record. Lineage: Eukaryota; Metazoa; Chordata; Actinopteri; Salmoniformes; Salmonidae.
GGAGAGGGGGACGUCUCGAUGCACUGUGCAAACAUCCUACUUGCUAUAUACCCAUCAAAAACAUGUGUUGUCAAUCACAAGACUGGCGGGAUUAUGGAAACGCACUCAUUAUUAUUUUCUCUGAAGAGCAGCUCUUGAGUAAAGAAGAUGAUGACAAUAUUUGGACAGGUUUUAUGUAAGAGAGGUUUAUGUAUCAUAGAAUUGUAUAGGCUUCAUGUAUCUGACUGCACAGUCACGUGGACACAACACUCGUACAUAUGUCAAGAAGAGCAACGCCUUCACCUGAAUGAGCCUCUCUCACAGAUGCCCUAACUACGUCGACCGGCCAUGGUUGUAAUAUUUACUAUUGAUUGGCACACUAUGAGGUGCUCAAUCUGAAAAUCAACUCUUCGGCAUAUACACGUAGUUCUAACCUGACCAUCCGUAUGCGAAUGGGAUUCGGUAUGAAAAUGCGUAUUGGAGAUGUAGGCUAAUUCUAAAGGAACCUUCAACUAUUCUGAACAUCAGCACAGAAGGAGCUUUUACACUGUGAACAAUCAACCAGCACAGCCAUGGCCUCCCUCUGUGGUCUGUUGCCAAGGGGAACAGUCCUGGCUGAACGAUAGAUAUAUAUAGAGAAGGAAAGACGGAGAGACAAAGCAGCCUUGAGGUGCAGAGGAAGAGAUGGUCGUCACUGACAGGAGUUCGAGCACUCCUGUGCCUAAGAAGCAGGAACCAAAGAAGAAGAAGAGGAAGUCCCGCCCCCAUGGCCUGCCCUCCCCGGCGUUGUGCUGCGCAUGCGGCCUGUGCAUCAUGCUGGCAGGCAUCAACAUCACCCUGGUGGGGGCAUUCGCCUUCAGCACCUUGGUGCCCUCUGCCAACCCUCCCAUCAUCAUAGGGCCCAUCCUGCUCCUGGUGGCCUUCUCUUUCUUCGGAGCGUGCUGUGUCUGCAGCCGCCUGCCCCCCGCCCAGGGCUCCCGGAGGUCGAAGGUGGGCGGGAGGAGCAUGGGGAUGAUGGGGCGCGGAGGUUUAGCCGGGGGAGCGACGUUUGAGAUUGAGACAAGUGAGCACACGUUGCAGGACACCACGGCAGUACAGCUCAGCCCCUCGGCCUCACCGGGGUCAUCACGGGCGUCCAGCCCCGAACGGGAUGCUCCUCCUGACCCCGCCCCCCCAGGGACCUGCAAGCUCUUCACCAUGGAGACCAAUGGCCCCACCUCCGCCACGGCCUACUACUCUGCCUCCUCGGACGGGGGAGGGGCUGUGAGGCUCAACCUGCCACGUGAUGAUAUGGCCACCUAGCACAGCUCUGACUAACGCACUGAAGCAAGAGCCUCCUGCCCCAGGGGACUGAUGCAAAACUAUGUAAAUAUGAACUAGGUUUGAUGAUAUACAGACAGUGUUUCAGUGUGUCUAGCCAUUUUGUGAAGUGCCAUUUUUCAUGUUUAUGAGAAGCUAUCAGAGAUUUAUUGCAUUUGUUUUGUUUUUUUCCAGCAGCCAAACAGUAAUUAGCAUGCAAUUCAACAUUGAAGGAACGUGGGUGACGGUUUCGUUGGAAUUGAUGUUCCUACCUCCUCAGAACUGUUCUCUUUAGAAUCCUCUCUUAACAUGCAUGGGGCAUUAUUAUAAGCAGUUUCUAACCGGAAAGCAGAAUGAGAGAAUUUAAGCGUUUUCUCUGUGGCAUUUCUGAGGGGUAAAACAAAGUGAUGUGUCCCUUUUCUUUGACGGUCUGGACCUCAGUGAUUGACAUUUCAGCCGAUUGCUCUGAAGCAACUUUGUUUUUGUUGCCAGAACUGAAAGGUUUGACACGAAAUGGCAAUGAGUUUAAUGCUAUCAUUUAAAUACUUAGUUAUGUUUGACAUUACAGUAUGUGCUGCUUUGGUCUAAAAUUAGAUGCAAAGAUGGGGUCGCAAGAUUUCUUUGCAAUAUAAUCUCAACUGAAAGGAUCAGCAACAGAGGACUAAAAUGUAUUUUUCCUCAAUUGUUUCUACAGACAAAACAUUAUGGAUGAUAUGCAGUGUACAUCAGUGGUUGGCAACAAGUGGCCUGCGGGCCAAAACUGGGUCGCAAGUGAUUUGUUUUUUGGAAUCAGAAUUUUUACCACAAACAUAGAAAUGCGCCAUUUUCACAUACAGUGGCAAGAAAAUCCUUUGAAUUACCUGGAUUUCUGCAUAAAUUGGUCAUAAAAGUCACAACAAUAAACAAACAGUCUGCUUAAACUAAUAACAAACAAUUAUACGUUCUCAUGUCUUUACUGAAUACACCGUGUAAAAAUUCACAGUGUAGGGUGUAAAAAGUAUGUGAACCCUUGGAUUUAAUAACUCGUUGACCCUCCUUUGGCA